Molecule: messenger RNA, 1532 nt
Organism: Thermothelomyces thermophilus ATCC 42464
Lineage: Eukaryota; Fungi; Ascomycota; Sordariomycetes; Sordariales; Chaetomiaceae
Exons: 4
Coding region: 152-1447 (431 amino acids)
Source: RefSeq, a predicted model, not a curated record
CGCCGGCAGGCAUCUAUUAGGUACUCUUGUUUGGCAAACACACCCAGCUAAUCUCGGUCCGCCGUGGGAAGUCCUCGUGGGCGCUAAUGAGCCUGGCUCAAGCCAUCCCCUGAUUUCGCUCCUGAAGCUGAGCGACUUUGGGCUCGCGAAAAUGCUGAUUCCAGCCCACCUUCAGAAUGGGGAACUUAUGUUGUACGUUCGGAGAAGGGCAAAGCUCUCCUACUACACUCCGGAGCAAUUCACAAACGAAUGGGACUACGUCUAUGCAAACCACACCCCGUGGUCUAUGCCCACCCAGCCCGACAUCGCCGGCAACCUAGGAUGGCGGAACAACCUCUUCCAAAUCGGCCUGGUGAUGCUCUCCCUAAUAACGAACUGCUACCCACCUCUGCCACCGUACCCCGCGCGCGUGUACGUCCCGCCCCUCGAGGUGGCCCACCUGGACGACGACGACGAGGACCGGCAGGGCAAUCCGCCGGCGGACGCGGCGCAGUACGUGCGGACGCGCGCGGGCGGGGACGCGCCGCUGCCGCCGCAUGGGUGGGACGAGGACCGGUACCGGAUGUCGGCGAACCCGGCGGUGCGGGCGCGGUGGGCCGAGCACGCGGCCAACGACGACGACCGGCUGCGGUACGACGACAACUCCGGCGGCCGCAGCCGCAUCCCCCGCGACUGGGUCCGCGUCUGGUCCUGGGGCGGCUUCAUCCUCGACGACGCCGUGCCCGCCUACCGCCGCAUCGACCGCGAGCUCCGCGUCCUCGUCGCCUGGUGCCUCUGCGACCGCCCCAUCUACCGGCCCCGCCUGAGGCGGCUCGAGUGGGAGGUCCGCGGCUGGAUCCGCAGGAACUGGGGGGACGACGAGGACAGGGGGGAUUUUGACGAUGACUAUGACUUUGGGGAUGAUGGAGGAGGAGGAGGUGGUGGUGGUGGUUGUGGUGGUGAUUGUGGCAGCCCCGGAGGCGAGGGUCCUCCCCCUGGCGGGUGGGGGGAUUCUGACUUUGACAGCGGGUCCUCCAAUAGCGACAUCUGGCGGCUCAGGUACCCGAGCUUCAGAAGGAGGAGAGGCGGCGCCGGCCAGCCUUGUCCUCAUAACCCCGCGCCUAAUAAUAAUGAUGGCGGCGGCGGCAAUGGUGGAGGAGGUGAUGGUGAUGGUGGUGAUGGCGGUAAUGGCGGUGAUGGCGGUGAUGGCGGGGGUGGUAGUGGUAACGCGGGUGGUAAUGGUGGUGGUAAUGGUGGCGGCCGCGGCCGCGGCAGCGGUGGUAACGGUGACGAUGACGGUGACGGUGACGGUGACGAUGACGACGACGAGGAUAACAGCGACGGCGACCAUGACGACGACGAUGGUGAUGACGACAGUGAAAGUGAAGACGAAGAUAACUGCGACGAAGCGAUGAAGGAAUGGGUCACAGAGUGCUUCGAUCGGCCCAAUCCGGAGUGGGUAGAUUAAUAAACGUUAGAGACGGCAGAUUGGUGGGAUAUACUCUGGGUUGCAUAGGCGUAGAUUUGGGCAAUUAUUAGAUAUCGGUUGGAAU